Molecule: messenger RNA, 6577 nt
Organism: Galleria mellonella (greater wax moth)
Lineage: Eukaryota; Metazoa; Arthropoda; Insecta; Lepidoptera; Pyralidae
Exons: 6
Coding region: 308-1153 (281 amino acids)
Source: RefSeq, a predicted model, not a curated record
GUGGCUGAGGGAUUCGGUCACGUGACACGAGCUCUCGCUGGCGCAUCGCUGCGUUCGUCAAUUGUCAUUCCGCUACACAAACUUUUCCGACGAAUGCGGGCGCGGAGUUCCGCAACGAAUUUCAAAGAAAUGGAAUAAAGUGUGUGUAAUUAUACGUUUCGAAAUUUAAAUGUAAAUAUAAAAAAAAAACUUCUGUAAAGUGACUGCCUAGUCAUGGAUGUAGUUACUUCUCGAUAAAAUAUGUGAAAUGAUAUUAUGUGAAAGAGAUUUCAUUGGCUGUGCUAUGAAUAUUUAGUUGUUUUCCAACAUGACUGUACUUCUAGUUUUUGGACUUUUUGUUGUGAUAGCUACAGCGCACAACAUCACCUUCUUGGAGGUGCCCCGGUAUGGUGACCCGUACCGGGACGCGAACCUCAACUGCCAUUAUAUCAACGAGAAGGACGACCCCGACUUACAUUCAGUCAAGUGGUACAGGGGAAACCAUGAGAUAUUCCGGUACACUCCCGGGCAACAGCCUCCAACUAGAACCUUCAAUAGCACAGCUGGUGGAGUCACCAGAGGGUCUUGCAAUCAGCACAGCUGCGCCAUCAGCGUGGUGCUACCAAAGGCAAUCAACACUAGAAUAUCCUUCACCUGCGAAGUAUCCACGGAGGGGCCCAGAUUUGCAGUCGUCAAGCAGACGAAGAAUUUGACUGUUGCGGUUGUAUUGAAGGAAGAUCCGAUUAUAACUGGCAUGCCUGGCAGCGUCCAGUUUGGAGAAGAGGUGCCUCUUAACUGCACCACGUCUCCUGCAAUGCCACCAGCUAACAUCGUGUGGUAUGUUGACGGAAAAGCUGAAAGGAGGGAGCCUUGGAUGGUGAAUCACACCCAAGUCUCACACCCAGACGAAUUUGGGCUACGUACAAGUUGGAGAUCCCUCAGGGUUAGAGUUAACACUCCGAGAGGAUACAUGGCUGUGCGAUGCGAAGCUACCCAGCCAAUAUGGCCGCCGUUUGUAAGAUCCACAAACGCGACUCUCGUGGUCGCGAGAUCACCACAUUUAUCCAUGUUUACGGCUUCUGGCAUCAACCCGGCUGUUUCCCAAGUGUCGGUCCUCGUGAUGACCGUCACACUACAUAUAUUUUCUAAAUACAGUGCCUUGAGUGAGAUAUAAUGCAAGUAAGUCACUAAAUGUGGGUAGUGGAUAGGUAGUUACCAAUUUGUCAUCGUUUGUGGUCGCACGCCAUGAAAUACGACGAACGAAAUUCACAGUUUAGAUUUAUUGCUCUCGAUAUCGAAAAUCGUAAAUUAGGCAACAACAGUCCGACCUAUUUCUGUUGUAUAGUUCAUUGUGUUGUGAUUUCUUUGUGAAACUUAAUUAUAUUGAUUGUAUUUAUUAUUGUUACAUUAGCCGUAAACUGACUACUGCUAACACAGGCCUUCCCCAUAAGGGGAGGUUUGCCAGUAGUUGCCACGCUUGGCAGACGGGCUGGCAACCGUAGUUAGGCUUUUACUGAUAUUGAGAGACGCUGCUGUUUAUCCCUCUACCAUUAAGUUCUCUUAGUUGCUUCUUACGAAACCCACGGUUUCCCGUGGGUAUCGGAAGGAGUGGCCGAUUCUAUGCUGAGGUUACAUGGUAAACUUAUUCAUCAGAAACCUUAGUCAUCAGAAAUAAUAACCCAUACCUGUACAGAGAACCUUAGUUGUCAGGACUAAUAACCUAUGAGGUAUUAAAGGCGUCUCAGUGUGUUCUCUGAUAUUCAUGGCGCUGAUCACGUCUAUAGACAAAAGUUACUAGUUUUCAUCAGGUGGGGCUUAAUUAACUAUUGGAAGUUUCAUUACGAAGUCACAAAACAAAUAUAAAAGCCCAUAAAAAUAAAUUAAUGUGUCUAAUAUAAACAGUAUCGUAGUAAAAUGGAGUUAAUGACUCUCCCAAAGUUAAAUUAUUUUAAUCCUGCAUACAGCUGCUCUAGACAAAUGGCGAAGAAAUCUGUCGAUACGUUUUUAUUAUUUGCGUAUAUACGUUUUUAUUACGUUGAUAAGAAAGCGCAAAAAGCCAGGUGAUGCUGUCUCAUUCUGGCUAGUGUACGCAGCGACAACGUGUCUAUCGUUGUAGUCUAUUUCAAUAGAACUUAAUACAAACGUAGAUUAAUUAAUAACCAUAAUCCAGUCUACUGAUGCCCAAUAAUAGUAUGAAUAAAAAAAGAUCAUCGAUUGAAUGUUUCGAUUUAUUAGUAAUUAUGUAUAUUUAGAGAAAGGAAGAAAUGAUCUAUUCUAUGCCAUGUGGUUCCGGCAUAGAGUGGACCAUCCUUUUAUUUCCAGUGAGUGUCGAAAUAGGCGAAUAAAGGAACUUAAUGUUCACAGCAUUUCUCUUUAAACAUCACUAAAGACUAAUUGCGGUUGCCAACCUUUCCGCCAAGCGGGGCAAUUACUGGCAAAACUCUCCUUGGGACUGGGGAAAGCCUAUAUUCAACAGUCGACAGUUAACGACUCACAUAAUAACAAUAAUAUUUACAGAGUGUUUCUAUGGUAGUUUCAAUACAAUUUGCAUUAAGUUCUAUUGAAACAGUUUCGUACGCCACUUGUCUGUAGAGGAAUACACUUAUUGUAUCAUUCCUCUCGCCGAGCAACAUUUGUAUUCCCCUCAGAUAGUUCAGUAUUGCAGCGCGAUAUUAUCUCUUUUUACGUAAAUCAGAUUAUUUCUUCGCGUUUUUCGAGAGAAAUAAAAAAAGAGAUUUGUUGAGUUAUUGUAUUACCCGACGCGAACCGCGGACCAAUUUCUUUAAGCUCGAUGUUCAAAACGGAUACCGUAAUGAUCGCGUGUCGACUACAAAUUAUAUUUAGCAAGGGACACACCACGUACAUGGAGUAUGAAGUUUGUAAGAAAUAGAAAAAAAAGAAAAUAAAUUUCUUACGUUCUAUUGGACCUAUAUAGUAUUUCUAUAGCCUAUUUCAAUAGAAGUUCAAUAGAAGAACAAAAAUGUAAACAAAAUUAUAAUUGACUCAAACAUAAAAAAAAUUCCACAUGAUUUGAUUCCUCCCUUUUAAUGUCGAAUGAUCAGACGGGGUGAAAACCUGCACCCAUACGUCGUAGACAUACCAUUUAUACGCACGAAGUACUUUACAUCUACCUUCAUCAUGUAUAUGGCCAAGGAGUGGAUCUCUCUCCCUGCUUCUGUUUUUCCAUCUAAAUAUAAUCUGUACCAAUAUAAAGCAAAUGUGAAUAGGCUGUUUAUGAGCCUGCGAGCCCUAUCUUAGACCAUAACAUCGCUUUUCAUCACGUGAGAUUGUGAUCAAUUGCGUACCCGUGUCAAUAGUAAAAAAAAAAUUAAUCGUAGUAUAUCCUAUGCUACUGUGUUAGGUUGUCUGGAAGAGAUCUCUUUUAGAGAUAAGUUCGCCUUUGCUAACAUUAUUAUUAACUUAUUGUUGUUACUGUAUGUUUUAGUGCAUUAUGAAUAAUAUAUUAAUUAUAAAGAAUAUAUUAAUUUCUAUUGAAAUAGGCUGUUACUUACAGGUAAAUCUGUGUAAAAUAUAAUGUAAACUCUAAGUAUUAAGAAUAAAAAUUACAAUUUUAUUAAAAAAAAACAAGUAUAUUACAUAAAAUUCAAGAAGAAUAUACACGUAAUUAUGUGUGGGAGUAAAUUUAUUUAUUAUAAUACUAUACACAAUACAGUAGACACGAUUGCGUAUAACACAUGCCAAAAAUAGUUUCAUCAGCGCUAAAAUAAAAGAAAAUAAAAAACAGUACUGAUUGCUUGGUGGACUUAAUACCUAACAGCGUCUUAUAAUAAUAAUUACUUUUAUCAUGAUAAAUAACAUAAUUAUAACCAACUACGAUAUACAAUAAUAAAAACUUAAACCUACUUAGUACUUUAUACUGUUUGCAGUUCUUUGGAACAUGUAAAUUUACAUUUAAAAAUUCGUAUUUCCAUUUCAAUACUAUGAAAUAGAACUAUUUCUACAUAUUCUAUAAAUUACCAGAUAAGUAUUAUUAUGUUAAAACAAAAUUAAAACAAAAAAAUAAAUUCAAACGUAAUUAACAAUUUCCUAAUUGACGUUCAUUUAUAAUCAUUAAUAAUGAUAAUCAUAAUGAAUCAUAACCAUUAUUAAUGAUUAUUAAUCAUUAUCUUAUAAUCAUACAGUGAUUAUGACUGUUAAUAAAAUAUAAUAAUUCUUGUUUCUAAUCUACAAUUUCCAAAUAAAUAUUAUGGAAAACGCACUUAAGAUAAGUAAGUGCUUCUUAUUUUUCCUUUCUUCCUAAUAUUCUCGUUAGACCUGAUCCUUUCCACAAUUAAUUACGAAAUAAAUGUAGAAAGCUUUCUUGUAGACAGUUAUUAUUAUGUCCAUAAUGAAAAUAGUAUUCGCUGGGAAAGAAUUAUAUUAGGCUGUUACUUGUAAUAUCAUUAUAGAUAAAAUCUUGGCAUUAAUACUGUGCCCUCUAUAAGUUAUUACUUUGUACAAAGGUCGUUUGCUUAACCACUUCUGUCCCAUUCGUGUUUCAACCGUGAAGCAGUUGUGUUUGCAUGGCUGUGUUUCGGUUUGAAGGGCGGGAUAUGGCAGUAAGUUUACAGAGUACAGAGGAGUAAUACCCGAGUCCUCAGGAACGCAUGGGGGGUAUCAUGGGCGAAACAGUACACUCCGUUAUGUCCAUGGUACUGCUCAUGUCUAUAGGCGACGGUUACCACUUUCUAUCAGGUGGACCAUCCACUUGUUUGCCAUUCUAAGUUGCAGUCUCUUAGAUCGACAAAUUAGUUGUUAAAUUUCUGAUCUUUACAUUAAAAUAAUGCACACAAAUAUUUUUUUUUAUUUUACUCAGUUAUAAUCUGAGAAUGUGAGGUAUUUUUAAAAAUCAUUGAUCACUUUCACAUAGAUGACAUCUAUAUUUGUGUUGCGUGAUGUGUUCCUUUUUCGAUUGGUCAUAUUUUUUUUUAAGGGUGACAAUGGAAUGGUUAUCCCGUCCGCGCUAUCGGUAUACGCUGGCGGGGUACCAGUGAAGGAUGAUAGGUUACGAUGAAAGCAGGUCAGUUAGCCCAAUGUGACGAAUUCCACUAGAAUUAACCACGAUAGUGUCGUGAACCGCGUGGAGGUCGAUCUGAUAGGGUAUAUUGCUAGCAAUCAGUUAGACCCCAUUACUAACAAUCUCUUUCCCUCCGAUAGGUCAUAUUUGAGUCAUAGAUAAGAGAUGAGAUUAGCUUGAGAGAACUUAUGUCCCUUAUUAUACAUACAUUACACCACUUAUACUGUAGUAAUAUUUAUUUACUUUAUUUAUCUUACAGAAAAUAUUAUAAAAUAAAAGACCUGUACAAUUAUUAUGUACAUUUACAUUCACAUGUUUUGCUCUUUUAAGGGCAAAGCAAUAAACUGAGUUGUGACCAUUUUGUGUUACUAUGGUACAAGCAUGAAGGAAGGGAAAGAAAGGAGAUUGUUAGUUUAUAUAUUUUGUUUUAUUUUUUGUUUUUUUUUUAUUUUCAUUCUUUUAUCUCUUUUACUGUGUAUUAUGUGUAUGUUUUUUUUUAUUGUAAUUUGUGUGCUGUAAGUAAUGUAAAUAAAUUAUCUAUCUAUCUAUCUAUUUAAUGUGCCUAUAUAAAUUGAAUAUCAAUAUGGAAUUAUGACUUGAGAGUCUACAACUCUGAAAGAUGUUGAAAACCAAAGUAUACCUCGCAUAUAACUCCCAGUAGUAAAGAAACGAUAUUUUAUUUCGAGCAUAAAAGGAAUACAUCUAGGAUAUGAGUAUAAAAUACCUUUCCUGGCGUGCGAACCACUAGCAUUGCUGUAUCGGAUGUCCAUAUAUUUAUUUUAUACAGAAAUGAAAACAAAGUGUAAAAUGUACUUUGUCUAGGUGCUUGGGGAUUCUAGCCUGUUCGUGUUGAGAAUUGGAUGCAUUUUGAAGUAUUACGAAUUGUAUAUAUUAUUAUAAAUAUAUGAUAUAUUAUGUAUCACUUUGUAAAAAGAAAUCGAAUGGAAAAUUGCUCAAAAAUAAUUUUAUCAUUUUUCUAUUUUAAUAUUUAUAAGUAGAAUUAAUUUAUAUAUUUAAUUAAUUAAUAGGGGUUUUUAAUUUAACAAUAGCAAGAUACAGCAAUGUACCGAUGACUGUAAGGAUGUCUAAAGUACCUAUAAAAAUAUGAUUAAAUCAAUUAUUCUAUAAAUAAUAGCAAGCACUGAAUUUCGAUGUUUUAUGUCACGAAAAUUUGUAAUUAUAUUUACAUAUGUUGGGGGGGCUGAGGCUAAAAUAAAGAUAGCUAAGGGCCUUAUUAAUAAAUAUAUUAAAAAAAUCAGAAAUACAAUUAUUUAUUCUUUUAAUUUUUUAGAAAAUAUAUUUCACAUAAUUGAAUGUAUAAUUUUUCUCUUUAACACAUUAAUUUAUAAAACGAAAAAAACUAAUGUAUAAUUAUAUUAAAUUUAGUUUAUGUAAUGUAUUGUAAUGUAAUGUAUUCAGUAUAAUAAAUAAAUGUUUAAUUUAUUUAUUAUACUGUAUAGACACACUUUUAUUUAAUUUAUGAAUACCUACACUGAAUUAAAAAAAAAAGAAAACUGAGUAUAAAAUUCUUUUAAAAUAAAAAGUAUUAAAAGUUUCUGAUUUAUAAUAAUUUAUUAAUAA